AUGGAUGGCCGCGUCUCUCAGACUGGCGGAGGCUCGGCUCGUUGGAGCGACGGCGAACGGAGGGCACCACCUCACCAAAUGAUGGGCGACAACGGCCAAGUCGCGAGCAUGUACUUGCAGGAGCGAGUGCCUGAGACCUUCAUCCUGCAGCGGAUUCACGCGAGUUUGCCGGCUGGCUGCUCCGAUGUGCAGGGCAGGUGCUGUCCGACCUCGCCUAGGCCGAAGGUGCAAGCGGCCGAGUGGUUGCGCUCCGUCAACCGCAGCUGCGCGAACUUGGAGGCGAUGCUCAGCACCAAGCUUGAUCAGCACAGCCAGGUCUGCCUGGAUGAGGUGCAAGCGAUCGAGGCAGCCGACACCGGCGAGGAGCCCGACGUGUUGGAGCUGCCGACGCGGAGCAUUCCUCCCAACUGCCGAACCGAGGACUACCUCCGAGAUCUUCGACACAUUGUUCGAUUGGUCAGUCCUGGAUUACCAGCAGCUGCAAGACUGCUCGAGGGUGUCGUGAAAGGUGUCGUGAUGGCCUUUGAUGCCGAGCUGCAUGCGGUGCACCUGGAGCUUCACAUGCGCAAGGCCAACUUGGGCUCUUUGGAUGAAGCUCGGGCGGAGAUCGAGCAACUGAGGACGGAACUGGCAACCUUGCAGCAACAGAACAGCGACCUCAAGAAGCAGCUGAACUCGGCGGACGAUGUGAAACAGGCGGAGAUCCGGACCUACCAAGAGAAGGUGGACAAGCUCAAGGACGAGCUGGGCCGCCUUCAUCCAGAUGAUGGCUCUGUGGAGGGGGUGGCGCACAUCAUGGACAAAUGCGCGAACCUGCUCUUGGAUUUGGAGGAGGAGUCCGCGGUGCAGACUCAGAUCCUUCAAGACAUGAGUGAGUACACGGCACACAUCGUUCAGGAGACGGAUGACUUGGACCCCUCGAAGAUCCAGCUUCACCGGCCUGGCCGAGUGAUUGAGCUUCCCAGCGGAGAGCUCCAGCUCAGACCAUAUUCAGUGGACGAGCAGUCCACUCAAGUCAUUGAGACUGAUCUGCUGAAGGUGGAUCACGACGCACCAGUCAAAUACCGUACGCCGACGCUGCGCAACAUCUUGGCAAACUUCCAAGGUCGGGAAGUGAAGAAGAUGACUGUGAAGGAGCUUGAGGCCGAAGUUGACAGAUUGUACACGGCCAAGGCAGCCGCAGACUCGGAAGCCGACGCAGCUCACCUUCCUCGCUCCGAACUGCCAGCGUUCGUCGUGGAGUACUACUUGGAGCAGCUGGGCACCGUCACUGCAGCGCAGGAGAAGCUGUGCAGCAUCAUGGCCUGCAUCCGCACGGCGGAGCGAACAGCACAGUUGACGCCACCAUCUUUGAAGGUUCAGCUCUUCGCGCGGUUUCUGCAAUACUGCACAAGCAAUCAGGCGCUGCCUCUACCGGUCCUGGAUGUCGCAUUGCGCGCAAAGCGCUUCGCGCAUGCUUCUGCAGGUCGACACAAGACGGACUCCUCGUCUACGGCCAUGCACAAGCUGGCGAGCAUGUCGCCGAGCCCGCGCGCCGGCCGUUUCGGCCACAGCGUUCAGGCCAAGAACGAUGAUUCCGAAGUGCACCUAACCAUCCCAAACGCCUGGGAUUCCGCUACGAAGGCUUUGCCCUUCGGCGGGACCGUCAUUUCGAGAAGAGAGCUUUUCGUGUGCUUGAUGAAGUUUGCAACCUUCCCCGAGGAUUCCAGGCAUCCCCAGGCAGACAUGAACGACUUCUUCUUCUUGCUGCUGAUCGUCCACGAUCGCCUCCGCCGCGAGGCAGCUUCGAAAAUGAGAAAUCUGAUUGCCAGAGUCGAGAAUCGUGGCACAGUAACUUGCGACGAGUUCCGGGAUGCGCUUCGAGAUGCUCAGAUCUUGGGUAUCGACGAUGCCAUAUGGAGGUCCAAGCUAUGCCCCCCGGCCGCCCUUGGAACUCAGGCUGCUUUGUCCGAAGCCUUGGUGUUGGAAUACCUUGGUGGUGGCUCACACGGCAAGCUGACCAAGGGUUACAUCACGGAGUCCCAAAUGCUCUGGGCAACGGUCGAGGCGGUGGCCGCUGAGCUGCACGACCGUGUCGAAGGCCUUCGCAAGAUCUACCGCAAUCACAAGAUUGACGACAAGAACCAGGACGAGCGGGUUUGCCGGCUGAAUUACGCGGAUUUCAAGGGCCUCAUCCAGGCGCAGGAUCCGAGCAUCUCCAACUCCGCUGUUCGAUCUUUGUUCAUCGCCAGCGUGGAGGCCAGCCGCUCUUGCUUUCAGUAUGAGGGAGAUGCUUGCCCAGCCACCGGCACCUUGGAUCCGGCGCCCAACGGACUCUACGGAGGUGACAUCGUGACGCUGCAGCACAUGGGCCUCGCGGUUGUGAAAACGCUGAUGAAAGACCAGGUGGUAGACUGGACGGCGGGCAAAUCGGCACCCACUGACAACAAAUCCGUGGAGAACAGUCCGUCUGGCAUGUCUGCAGCCUCUGCAGCACCAAGCUUCCAGUUGGGCAAGUCGCCAAACGGCAGCGCUCGCGGGAUGAAGCCGCCACGCCUCAACCGAUGA
Symbiodinium sp. CCMP2456 is the source of this 2547-nucleotide messenger RNA. Lineage: Eukaryota; Dinophyceae; Suessiales; Symbiodiniaceae. The record is from the annotation of a GenBank genome assembly.